AUGUUUCCCAUCCCGGCAUCGGUUCGGCGUCGUCUGCCCUACCUAUAUUCAUCCCGGCCCGCGUCUAAGUGCGCCGAGUUAAGCGAGGACCCGCGUGGGCCGGCGUCCGAACCCAAUCUCCCGUAUCAGAGUCACUCCUCACCAGCGGUAUUCGAGGCACAACGACCUUCCACGGCCAGCGAUGAUCUAGACUUCGACUCCGGCUGCGGAGGACCGGACAGUCCGCGAGAGGAGAUAGGAUCCCCGACGAAGUACGAAACCGAGUCUGGUCUGAAGUGGAAUCGGAUAAUAUCCGCAUUCAACCUUCUCCGCAAUGCGGGAUACGAAGCGCAACAGCCGCAAGCGGAUGUUCGUCUGGCUCGGUCGCUUUACAUCAACUCUUUGGUUUACCUCCUGGAUGCAUUGCCUCCAGAUCUGACAGAUGAAGAGACGUCUAUACUUCAGCGCCAUAUCCCUGAGCUGAUUAGGGCGGAGGUAUCAUGUCCUCAGCGUCCUCGGUACUCCUACGGCCAGAGUUCUCCAGUAGAGCCCAACGCGAGAUCUUAUUUGCACAAAAUCCUUGCCUCGGUAAUUUUGCAGUUUUUCAUUCUCUUGCGGUUUGUUCUACCGUAUGUGAAGUCGUUGGUGUGUCGGCUAUAUGAAUAUGAGCGGACACAUCGCAUCACCGAGCGCAUUGUGACUACAACACUGGACGCAGCCGAUGGGUUGGGGAAAGGGGGUAUCAACAUUGGCGCUGCGACUUCCAAGUUCAAUGAAGGGCGGGUCGGUGCUGCUGUGUGUAAUCUCGCAGCUUGGUGGAUGGAAGGCGUAGCGGGAGGUAUAUAUGAAGGGGUUGGGGAGGGGAUGGUGCAUCUGGGUCUCUUGGGACAAGAUGCGGAUUUAGAUAGACUUCACUUGCAAUCCACGAAUAGAUAG
Molecule: messenger RNA, 915 nt
Organism: Penicillium paradoxum
Lineage: Eukaryota; Fungi; Ascomycota; Eurotiomycetes; Eurotiales; Aspergillaceae
Exons: 2
Coding region: 1-915 (304 amino acids)
Source: RefSeq, a predicted model, not a curated record